AUGCGUUUCUACUUGCUAUAUAAGAAUCAUGGACUCUACGAUCCAGUCCUUGAUGACACAGAGUAUAUAUAUGUCCCGAUAGAUCCAUAUUACCUUGAAACUAAUAAAGGAGAUAAUGGGACGACUCAGAACGCAGAGACAAAAACGUCAGAAUCUACAGUUAAAAAUGGCACGUCUCCCCUAUAUAUACCCGAAAAUGAAAAAACUAAAUUUAAAGCUAAUUUCCAUGAAGCAUUACUCAAACUUAGUGCUGGUGAUUUACCAGAAACAGCCAGGUUUAAACUUCCUAUAUCUGAAGAAUAUGAUCCGGAUGGAAAGAAAAUUACGAAGCUGCAGAAAUUAUACACCAACAAGAUGAUGGCAGUUGAUCUUAAAACGAUAAUGGACAAAAUAACAGAAGAAGAAUGCAAAACUGUAGAAGGAUUAGAAAAAACAUAUAAAGAUAUAUUAGAAACCGAGUUAAAAUCUCAACAACAAGAUGAACUGACCAAAAAAGAACUUAAAUAUUCACAUGAAAUAAAAGAUCUCAAUUUAGAAUCUUUAAAAAACACUGCGUCGCGUAUUGUUAAUGAUAGCAUUGAUAAAGCCGUUUCUGUGGCUACGCAAAUGACACAUAAAGUUGAUCUCGAAACACUACAGCAAAUAAAAGGCUGUAAUCAUAAAUUAGACAUACACAACGAGUACUUAGACGUUAAAUCUUCGAAACAAUCGAAAGCAGAAAAAAGUAAAGCUGACUUAAAGCUGAUUAAAGAUAACUGUGGAAAAGAUGAAUUGACUACUGAAGAACAAAAAGAAAGGCCUAAUGUUGCUGAAGAAGUUAAAAAGUUUGAAUCAUUCGAAACCUCGAUGGAUUCAAAAGUCAAUUUAGAAGAAAGAAAAUUAUGGACAAAGCAAGAUAUAGAAGAAACAAUAGAAGAGGGAACUGUUCGACGUAGAUCAGAAAUGUUUGCCAAAGAAAUGAAAUCGUCGGAAAAAAUGACUAAAAAAUCUGAUGUUUUGUAUGAAAAUUUUUAUAAUACAGAUAGUCAUCAUGAAAGAAAACAAUCUCUGUCAAAUUUUGAAACAACUAAAGUUCACAAAACUGUUAGGGAUUUAAGUAGUGAUAUUAAAAAGGCAAAAGAAAAGGCUUUUUUGCUAGGAUUACAAACUGUGCCUCGUCUACAAGCUUUAUGUUCGUCAUCUAAAUCUAAUUUAUUAAUGCGAAUAUUUUUCUUGCAAUUGACUAAAAUCAUGGUGGCAUUAUCAAAAUAUUUGAUGUUAGAACAAACAAUAGCUACCAUACCUCUAGAAAGAACUAUAACAAUACAGCAAAAGGUUGACGACGAACAACAAAAAAAUGAACAUAGUAAGAAUAAAGACGAAACUGAAAAUAAACUUCAAGAAGAUACAAUGAAUAAAGGAGAAGAAAUUCCUGAAAACUCGUCUUAUGAAUACACCAAAGAUUAUUAUAGUUCAAAUUCAAAGAAAAUGAACUUUGAAGGAGAGAUAAUAAAAAAAGAGAAGUUAUCAGGUGCUAAAAUAGCACAAAUUGAAGGAAACAAACCUGCAGAGUUGACAGAUAAAAUGAAUGUUGUUAUUUCAGAACUGCAACGUAAAUCCGUCAUUGAGGAGCAAUCUGAUAAUGAAGAGUUUUUUCGGAAAAGUAGUCAAUCUAGUAAUAAGAGAACAUUAGAUGAGGAUGUAAAAAAAAGUAGUGUAACUAAUGAUACCGAAGAUCAUUUUUUUGAUCAACACAGUAAGCACUUCGAUAGACGAAAAUUAUUUGAAACUAUAGAAGAGAAAACCACAUUAAUGGAUAUCAAGGAAAUGAUAUCUAAAAAACAUACCACGGAGUACAAAUCAACUAAAACGAGCAAACAAAAUGGAAAUAUAGUUUAUGUUGCUUUUGUCGAAGCCAAACAUUUCCCCAAAAUGGUAACUGAAAUAACGUCUACCAAAAAUCUAUUUGAGCACGAUGUCAAAACGGACAUGAAAAAUAAUGAAAAUAUAAUAUAUGUUGCCGUUGUAGAAGCUCAUGUUUAUACUAAUAAAGAUGCUAUUUUCGAAGAACAAAUGAUAUCGGAAAGUAAGACUUUGGUAGAAGAUUCAAGAAAAAAGAGUGUUGAUUUAGAAAGUACCAAAGAGGUAAAAAUAAUUGAGUCAGAUUCUAAAAAAAUAUCUUUAGCAGAUACUAGUAUCAUAGAACCUGUAACAGUAUCUUUAAUGGUGCAACCAUUGCCGAAUAAGCUAGUAAAAUAUGCACGAAGCGCAACUGAUAUAGAGCAAAUAUCAAAGAAAAUUGCAGUACAAAAUAUAGUUGACGCCAUUGAACCUUUACUUCGACUUGAGACUUGCAAAUUUUCUGAUAAGCAAGCUCAAGCUGUUAUAGAAACACCUAUGAAAGCUAUAGCUGAGACGACAGAUGUGAGUACAGAAGAACAACAAAUUUUCUUUAACGCAGAAGUUAGCUUAACUCAAAAGUCGUUUGUAUCCAUAGAAAAGCCAGAACCAGUAGUUGAAAUUACUGAAAUAACAACUGAAGAAAGCGAAAAUGUCCCCGUAGAGAGCUUAAAGCCGAUUAUCGCGGAACCAGAGUCUAUCAUAGAAAUAGCUGGAAAGAUAGUUGCCGAAAUUUCUGAAGUUAAAACUGACGAAGCUAAAAUAGAAUUAUUCCAAGUUCCUGAAAUAAUUAAUAAAAAACCUAGCAUCGUAUUAGAGAAACCAAUAUUAUCAGUUGCAGAAACAAUAAUGGCAACUGCAGAAUAUAGCUGUGAAGAAAUUAUUGUACCUAAGAUAGUCACAGAUCAAGCUAAAAUAAACAUUGGAACAAAAUUUGCUGCUGAAAUCUCGGAAGUAUCUGUUAUUGAAAAAGAACAUGAUACUCUUAAUGCACAAAAAGUCACUCAAAAACAAAAUGAAACUUUACAUGAAUCUUCAGCCCUUAUGGUUGCAGAAACAACGGCAACCUUUGCUGCUGAACCGAAAGACGAAGCAUUAGAAAUAACUAAAGCAGUAGCUUGUCAAGCUAACAUAGAUAUUCGGGAAUUGAAGGCUACUGAAACAACUCUUGUAUUUACAGAGGAGCCACAUCAUAAGAAUAUUGAAGUGCUUAAAAUUAACCAAAAAUUCACACAAGCUACAUUGGAAAACACGGCUUUUCCAGUUGCUGAAGCUUUAACUAUAUCAUCAGAAGAGCCUAAUAGUGAAAAUCUCAUUAUUCCUCAAGCUAUCACUACUACAUCUGAGCCAUUAAUAGAAAUUCCUAUUUUCAUGGUUCCAGAGUCUAUAACAAUUAUGCCAGAGGGCCCUAAAGAAGAAAACUUUAGAGUGUUGGAACCAGAAAUAAAAAUACCUAAUAUUAAUAUAAGGGAACUCAACCCUGUUGUAUCAAAUGUUGUUUUCCCCGAAGAGCCUAAGGAAGAAAGUUUAAACCUGCCUUAUGCUUCUGAAAAAUUGCCACAAAUUUCAAUGCAAAACUGUCCGUUAACCGUCGCUUUAAGCCUAGCGAUAUUGCUUGCUGGACCAAAGGACAGUAGUUUAAAUAUUCAAAGUAUUAUUACAAGUCAAGCAAAAAGUUUUAUAGAAACGCCAAAUUUAACAGUAGCUGAAGUUUUAACUCAGUUUGUUAAUGGUCCUAAAGAUGGUGACCUUCAGUUUUCAGAAAUUAAAAAAGAACAAAGUAGGAUUACCAUAGAGGAGUUUAUAUCUUUAAUUCAAACCGUUGUUGUCCCUUUAGAUCAAUAUACGAGUUUAGAACUGUCAAAAGUAGGCCAUGAAAGUCCGAAAAUUUCAAUAGAAAAUAAUUUCUUGACAGUUGCUACUGCGUUAGCGAUUUUACUUACAGGGCCUAAAGAUGGAAAUUUUGAUAUUGCUCAAUUUAAUACAAGUGAGGCAGAAGCAGUAAUGGAAAUGCCAAAAUAUACACUUCCCGAAUGCUUAGUUCAACUUCCUUAUGGUCCGAAAGAUGAUUCAUUUGAAAUACCAGAAAUUAUAAAAGGCCAAAAUAAUAUUACCAUUCAAGAAUUUAUAUCACUUGUCAGAUCCAUUGUGAUCCCUUUGGAUCAAUAUACAGAUUUAGAAUUAUUGAAAACUGAUACUAAACUCCCACUUAUUUCUUUGGAAAGCAUUUUUCUAUCAGCUGCUGCGACUACGGCUGUUUUUCUACUUGGUCCAGAUAUUGAUAAUUUUGAAAUUGCCAAAUUAACUCUUGAAAAAGCUAACAUUAAUUUUGAGCAAUUAAGAGCACAUAUAACAAAUUGUGUACACUUUUGCGAACCUAAAGCAGAAAAUCUAGAAAUACCACCUGUCAUUGGAAAGUUACCUCACACCACUAUAGAAAAUUGUCUUUUUGUUCCUGAGUCAUUAGUAGUUAAAACUGAAGACCCUAAGGAAGGCAGUAUUGAAAUUUCAGAGAUAAAAAAAGAAAAAGCUGACACAAUUUUGAAUAAAUUCAAAGCUAUUCAAGUAGUAAUUGUAUUAUUGGCAGAAUAUUUAAAUGAAAAUCUUAAACUUCCGCAAAUAAUAAAGAGACAGCCGCAAGUUUCAAUACAAGAAACUAUAUUACAUAUCGCCAAUGUUCUUGCCGUGUAUACAGAAGAACCGAUAGAUGAGCACUUUGAAGUGACCAAAACGACAAAGCAAGAAGCACGAGUUAAAAUAGAAGAAAUGAAAGCUGCUGAAGUCAAAUUUAUGCCUCUUGAAGAACCUGAGCCAGAAGAGUUAGUGAUAUCAAAGAUAAAUAAGAAACAGCCACAAACAUCUAUUGAAUCCUCUCUUUUAACAGUAGCUCAAAAAUUAGCAAUAUCUUCUGUAGAAUCGGUAGAACAAAGCGUUGAUAUCCGCAAAGCUAUUAGUCAAAAAGCUUCGUCAAAUAUUGAAACAUUAAAAGCUGCAGAAACGUCCAUAAUAAUUUCAGAAGAACCAAAACAAGAAAUAUUUAAUGUUAGUCAAAUUGUAGACAAAAAGGUUAAGCAUUCAUUAGUAGAUACAAAUUUGGUGACAGCAGAAUCUUUAAUUGUACAAGCUGAAGAAAGUACAAGAACAGAUUUAGAUGUUAAAAUGCAAAAGAAUCAACAAGCAAAAAUACAAAUCGAGGAACUUAAAGCCCUUGAAACCACCAUUAUCAACGAUGAGGAAUCGAAAAAUGAAGAUUUCAGGAUACCAGCAAUAGAACUGCAACAAACUGAGGGCAUAAUUGAAAAAUCUUUAAAAUCUGUGGCUCAAGCUUCAAUGAUUACUACAAAUGAAGUUGGAACUGAAAUAUCUGUCGCUGAAAAAGUAAAUGAGAAACAUGUAAGUGUGAGUUACGAAUCGAUGAUACCGGUAGCCCAAACCAUUGUUACCGCCAUUGAAGAAGCGCAUGAUGUAAGCCAAACGUUCAAAUCAAUUAGUAAUUCAGCCAAAAGCACUCUAGUGGAAUCAUCUGUUACUGCAAAGGCUGAAGUUUUAGAGAAAGAUGUCAAUGUGCUUUUAGAGAAGCCACACAUUAAAAAACCAAAAAUUGAAGAAAUUGAAAUUGAAGCAAAUUUGAAAAUUCCAGUAAUACCCGAUGACUCUGUUAGUGAAGUUUCUGCUGAAUAUAGCGUUGAAUUUCCUAAAGAAGAAAACGUGUACGCGGAAUUUGAGUUUGGCGAAAAUAAGAUGGAUGUAGUUUCUGAAAUAUAUGAAUCUAUAAGGCUAAUGAAAAAACAAGCAUUUCAAAGACAAAGUAUGGAAGCAAGUUUAUCCCUUGCAAGAGAGUUACAAACUAAAAUUGAAAUGGUGGAAAUUGAGGCAUUAGAAGAAGAAUUUAUUAGAAGUGGAAGUAUUAGCAGUUCUUCUUCAAUGGCAUCUUCACCACUUACUCCAAUACUUGAAGAAUAUUUCUUCAAUAUCAAAGGGCCAUAUUUGAGGUCUCAAUAUCGAAAUAUUAAAGAUGUUUUUGAAGAAGCAUCAUUAAAGUUGAAAUCUAAAAUCCAAAAAUCUACGAUCCAAAGCUUUGACGCCAGUUUAACAUUAAUUCUACAAGAUUUAGCAAUGGCACAGCUUGAAUCAGAAAUGAAUGAUAUAGAAGUUAUAGAAAUCGAAGAUUAUGAAGAUGUAAGAAAUUUACACUUUUCAACAGCUCUCUUGGCUAGGUCACAAAAACAAUCUGUGGUAUCUUUUAUGUCUUCUGAAGCUAAGUCAUUCGAAGCUAUGCAGUCAUCCUCUUUGUCAGAGAGUGCAUAUGGAUACAGUAUGUCCGUCAUGGAUGCUGCCUUAGAACAAUCAAUUGAAGCUAGUUUAGGUGGUACUAGGCAUGUAUCUCUAGAAUCAACAUUAGCAGGUGAGCAAACAUCAGCACAGACUGCGAUAAUGAACGCCUCCCGAUCUAUGUUAUCUUCAGAUUCAUCGGAAUAUGCUUCAAUUCAAUCUGCAUCAACUAAAGUUAAGAGUUCAAAUAUUUCAGAAAUAGAUUUAGAAUCUGAAAUAGAUGCCAGUAUGCAAAGUAAUGCCAAAGUUAAAACUAGUGGUAAAAUGACAUCUCAAGCAUCAACAUCGAAAAGUAAAUCAAAAGCUAUGAAUUCGAUGCAAAGUAGUGUUUCAGGUUCUGAAAUUAUGGAAACAAGUAUGGAAAUGGAAGGCUCUACAGAAAGCAGUUUAAUGCAAUCUAAGGCUAUGGGUGUUACGGCAAUAGAAGCUGGAACAAUGGAAACGAGCAUGUCAAUAUACUCUAAGGAAAAGAAGAGUGGAAAAGGAUUACGGAAAGCAGACUUAAAGCUAAUACAGUCAGUUGAAUCAAAUAUUUCUGAUUUAUCAAUGGAAUCCGACAAAAAGUUAUUAAUUAAAACUGAUGUGGUAGGAACAGAAGUUAAUGGAAAUGGAAAAACGCCUUCUCCUCCAAUACUUCCUCCAACUCCUCUGACAGAUGAAUACAUAUUCAGGCUACAAACAGAAAUGCCUGGACCUUCAGAGUUUAUUCCGAGAGACUGUUCGAUUAGUCCAGAAAGAUUGGAAGAAGACAUAAUUCUAAAAUGCGGACUAAUUCCACACAUCAAGACGAAAAUA
Molecule: messenger RNA, 7005 nt
Organism: Brenthis ino (lesser marbled fritillary)
Lineage: Eukaryota; Metazoa; Arthropoda; Insecta; Lepidoptera; Nymphalidae
Source: the annotation of a GenBank genome assembly